AUGGACACCGCAAUGUUUUCCUCAUCACACCGAAGGGGCACUACACUUUUCUCCGCCCCGGUGAAGAUUCGACUUCGCCCUUUGGAAUAUUCCCUUUCCUUCCGCAUAAGUGACAGGAAACCACACCGGUUUGCUUCACCUUAUCAAAGCAUACAAGAUGUCCAUGCAUCCCCAUACCUUGAACCUUUCCCAUACAAACUAAUACACACCAAGCUUCGUCACUCAUUCUCAACUCGGUCUACUUACUAUCAAUUUGUGCCUACAAUACAGAAGACAUUCAUUAUCGUAACAAGAUUUCGUCUACAUUAUAUAUACAUCAUGUGCUAUUCAUGUGGUAGCGCGAGUGAUCACCCCAAUUUCGCUUAUUCAUCAGGUCCUCCCAGUUAUCAACAUCAACAGCAAACCACCCGUGGUUACCAAUAUCCACAUGGGAACCAAAACCUCAGGCCUCCUCCACUCAACACUAGCUAUUCAUGCUACUCUAUGAACCGUACCUCCUCUCACGGCUCAAGCGACUCUGGCUAUGUCACAAGCCAUGUUCCCAGUCGCCAGCUAAGCCAACAGAGUCCGAGCUAUUCCUACGACAAUCAGCGGAGUCCUGAUAUUGAGGUUGUUCAUGCUGCUCCUGUAUCCUCUUCAAGGCACAAGAAGGAGCGCAGGCUUAGUUGCGGCCACAUCAGCUCGCGCGCUCACGACCUCAAACGACACAUGACAGUGCACUUCCCUCCUGCCCCGGACGAACUACUCGAUUGCCAAUAUGAAUGGUGCGGGCGCACAGGUGCACACGGCUUCAAGAGAGAAGAUCACCGCAAGGAGCACUACCGGAAGGUCCACAUGAAGGAGAGUGAGUACCCAAAGACGGGCAAAGGAGGAAGGUCAGGAAGGUCGAGCGGGAAGUCUAAGCCGUGA
This is a messenger RNA of Letharia lupina, 909 nucleotides long. RefSeq lists its product as uncharacterized. The transcript has 6 exons. Lineage: Eukaryota; Fungi; Ascomycota; Lecanoromycetes; Lecanorales; Parmeliaceae. Bases 1 to 909 code for a protein of 302 amino acids. The record is from RefSeq and is a predicted model, not a curated record.